Symbiodinium sp. CCMP2456 is the source of this 1503-nucleotide messenger RNA. The record is from the annotation of a GenBank genome assembly. Lineage: Eukaryota; Dinophyceae; Suessiales; Symbiodiniaceae.
AUGGUUCAUCUGGUUUCGGAGCGUCCGCGCGAGUCGGUAGUACCCAUCCUGCUUCAGCACUGUGCUGGCCGGAGGAAGGGGAAGAACGGUCUUGCCAAGAGCUCCUUUUGGAGAAUUGCAUUCCCGCUCUAUUACGUUUUGCUGAGUUUGACCUCGAACCUGCUCUUUCUGGUGGGUUCCUUCCUCUUCCUUCCGAUCAAAGAAAGAGAGCUGACAGUGUCCUUCACAUUCGUUGUGGAGGGAGUAGAUGUCAACGAGGUCAUGACGUCAAACAUCUCGCUCUUUCAACAGCUGGAGCGGAACUUCACAGGAUUACUCGCAUCAGACAAGAGCAGUCGCAUCAAGCCUCACCAUUCAAACCUGCAGUGGAGGAAGACGACCUCCUGUAGCCUGGAUAAUGCAAUGCUUUUCGAUGUGAAUAUCUAUCCCCGGGAAGGUUACAGCGCCAGCGCCCUGGAGCGCUCCUUACCCCCGGUUUCCUCCAUCAAGGAGGCCUUGAAUGGAAGCUUGACGGCCAUAGGCAUCGACCGGCUCGCCACGGAUGAGAUCGAGGUGAAUGUCGUUAGCAGGCCACGGCUAGUAGAAAGCGCCAUCGUGCAGAAGUGGGCUGUGGACUUGGGCUGCAACCUCUUCAUCAUCGGCAGCGCGCUCUUGGCCUUCAUCUCCGGGAUGGACAUCUUCGAAGACGUGCUUCUCUGUGGCCUUAAACUGCCGGGCACAGGGACAGCGUUGCGGACGGCGUCAGGCACGACCUACGAGUGGCUCGGGAGUGAUGCGGAGGCGGCGGAUUCUGACUUUCACGUCAUGAUCGGGCCAAGAUCCGAGAAGCUGCUGUAUUUAUCCGGUGGCUUGGUCUUCUUGGUUGGGACGAUCUACUUUCAGCACCCCCAGAUGCUCACCCAACGGCUUCCGUCCGAAGUUGUUGCAGAGGAGGAUGUUCUGUUUUUGGCAAUCUGGAUGUUCAUUCUGGGUUCCAUCAUCUUUGUUUUUGCCACCUUCCUGAAUGCUCUCACGCUGAAUGCCUCCGGCCGCACCUUCAUCCACUGGUCUGUGGCCACCUGCGGAAUCUACGAGCUGGGCGGCAUUCUCUUCGUGAUGGGAUCGGUCUGCUUCAUGCCCAAUCAGGGCUGCAAGGAGGGCAUGGAGAUCCUGGGAGCCUGGUGCUUCAUCCUCGGAGCAGCGUGUUAUGUGCUGGGUGACUUCAUCGACUUCAUGAAGACCAGCGCCCUGAUCUUCCUGAGGCUUAGGCAGGAGGAGGCAGCACGCCGCAUCGAGCGAGCGAUGCUGGCCUUCCUCUUUCGCCGUCGGCUGGAGCAAGCCGGCAAGCUGUGUAGCAACCCAUCGCAGUCCCCUCCCACGCUCUCAAGAGGCCUUUCUCGGGCUCGCAGUGGCAGCGUGACCCAGGCCGGACUGGUGACAACCUUCAGGCAAGCGAUGCUUCAGAGAACAAUCAUACAGGCUUUGCAGUUGAGGGACGUGCCUGAUUUCCGAUGUGAUGUCUGA